AUGUCCUACCCCAAACCCCCUACCGGAAUCAACGUAAUCAUCGUCGGCGCCGGUUUCGCCGGCCUCACCACCGCCAUAGAAUGCCACCGCCACGGCCACCACGUCACCAUCUACGAAUCCUUCCCCACCCUCAAAGUCCUCGGGGAUAUAAUCUCCUUCGGCGCCAACGGCGGACGCAUCUUCGCCCGCUGGUCCGACGGGGCCAUCGCCCGUCGCCUGCGCGAGUUGAGCAUCGACUUAUCGCAGUACGGAUUCAGAAUCCAUAAAUACGAUACCGGGGAGGUGGUCUACCAUCAACCCACCCCGCCGCAGAACCCAGAGGCGCCGGUAUUUAAUGGACACAGGGGGGAGCUGCAUCAGGUGGUUUUUGAGUAUGCUAGGGAUGAGUUGGGGAUUGAGGUGAAUUUGGGGAGGAGGGUUGAGGGGUAUUUUGAGGAUGAGGAAAAGGCGGGGAUUGUGUUGGGUGAUGGGGAGAGGGUGACCGCGGAUAUCGUAAUUGGCGCUGAUGGCGUCCGCUCUAAAGCCCGCCAGUUGGUCCUCGGGUUCGAGGAUAAGCCCAAGAGCAGCGGGUAUGCCGUUUGGCGAGCUUGGUUCCCAAACACCGACAUGAUCCUUGACCCCCGAACCUCCGAAUUCUGCUCAAACGGCGACACCUUCAACGGCUGGAUCGGUCCCGACGUGCACUUCCUCUUCAGCACCAUCAAGAACGGUUCCGACUGCUGCUGGGUGCUCACCCACCGGGAUGAGCACGACAUUGACGAGUCAUGGUCCUUCCCCGGCAAACUCGAAGACGUGUACAAAGUCCUGGAGGGGUGGGAUCCCAUUUGCAAGGCCAUUGUGGAAAAGACCCCCUCCAAGCAUGCGAGGAUUUUGCUGGUGGGAGAUUCAGCGCAUCCGUUUUUGCCGACUAGUGCCCAGGGCGCGACGCAGGCUAUGGAGGAUGGGGUUACCAUUGCUGUUUGUUUGAGGAGGGCGGGGAAGGAGGGGGUGCAGGCUGCUGUGAGGACUCAUCAGGAGAUCAGAUACGAUCGGGUGAGAGUUGUGCAAAGGACUGGGGAGACAACAAGGGAUAGAUGGCACAAGACUGAUUGGGAAAAGGUCGCCAAAGACCCAAAGAGCAUUGCCUUUCCUCGCGAGGACUGGAUCCAUCAGCAUGAUGCUGAGAAGCAUGCCGAAGAGGUAUUUGAUGAGAUCUUCAAGCGGUUUACUGGCCCGGAGAAGGAGCAAACCGAGCCAUUGGUUCCCAAAGAGGAGUCGGUGGCAGUUGCGUGA
Messenger RNA from Neurospora tetraspora, 1272 nucleotides. RefSeq lists its product as uncharacterized. The coding region runs from base 1 to 1272 and encodes 423 amino acids. Lineage: Eukaryota; Fungi; Ascomycota; Sordariomycetes; Sordariales; Sordariaceae. The transcript is spliced from 5 exons. Gene Ontology annotation, molecular function: monooxygenase activity; FAD binding. The record is from RefSeq and is a predicted model, not a curated record.